CUUCUCAUUAUUUUAAAAAAACCAACCUCAGAGAUGACAAAAUCAUCUGUCGACAAUCUUGUGUAUAUUGAUGAUUACAUUGACAUCAUUGAAGCUCUUCAAAUCGAUCUUCAAAAGAAUUUCACCCUUUUAAAAGAAAUGGAUGGUUAUGCACAAGAGUCAACUACAGCCACCGCCAAAGCCGCUAUUGACUUGAUUGACAACAUUGAUUGUAUAGACGCCAACGAUCGGUUUAUAAAAUUAAAGGCCAUGGUGGAAUUACUCAGUGAAACAGCCCAAAGAAAUAGCGAAAAGGCAGCACUUGCCAAAGUCACUUCUGAUGCAGUCGAUCGUCACUGCAAUCGUUUAGAUGCCAAUUUAGUUAAAUUCGAGGAAAGUUAUCCUAUUGGAAAACUUCGCAUUGCCUCUUUACCCGGAUUAGCCCCUUCUUCCAAAACUUUGCGUGAAUAUUCCAAACUUUCCUCCAAAGAAAAAAUCACAAAAAAAAUCAAUGAUAGAAAAGAAUCACAGUCAGCCAAAAAGAGAAGAGCGCCGAAGGAAGAUAUGUUAAACAUACCCAGAUCAUUAAAAGAUGCAAGAAAUCAUACUGAAAAAGGAAAACCAAUGAAAACAUUGCCUUCCAGAAAGAAUGGGAAAUUGAAGUCAUCCGAUACUGAUAUGUCUGUUGAUCCCAAUGAGCCUGUUUAUUGUUACUGUCAAGGAGUUUCGUAUGGGGAAAUGGUAGCAUGCGAUAACACAGAGGUAAACAAAAAACAAAAAAACAAUCUCAACAACCCCUUCUUUACUAAGAGUUUUUUUAUAAAGUGUGAUAUCGAAUGGUUCCAUCUUGCCUGUGUAGAUUUAAAGACUGUGCCAAAAGGAAAAUGGUAUUGUGAUAAUUGUAAUAAAUAUAAAGGAAAGCAAAGAAGAUCAUGAACACAAAUUACUGAAGUUGUACAGGUAAAAAAUUGCCUACAAUCACAGUCUACAUAAUUUUUUUGUUAUAUUAUCAAGUAAAAAAUAUAUAAACUUUAAAUCCUCUCCCUCCUCCACACACACACACACACACACAAAUCUAUUCU
Molecule: messenger RNA, 1061 nt
Organism: Mucor mucedo
Lineage: Eukaryota; Fungi; Mucoromycota; Mucoromycetes; Mucorales; Mucoraceae
Exons: 6
Coding region: 34-915 (293 amino acids)
Biological process (GO): regulation of DNA-templated transcription
Cellular component (GO): nucleus
Source: RefSeq, a predicted model, not a curated record